AAACUGUCAACUUGAGAAUAUGAAAGGAGUUCUGGAGAUGGAGGAAGCUGAUGGUUGCACAGAAAUGUGAAUUACCGAAUGCCACUGAACUUAAAAUGGAAAUUUUUGGCAAUGUUUAGAGAUUUGGUUGUCAAACUCUGGGACUGCUGCUGACAUCUACUGGAUAGAAGCUAGAGAUACCGUGAAACAUUUUACAGUGCACAACAAAGGAUUAUAGAGCUCCAAAUGUCUACAGUGCUGAGACAGAGAAUAUUAAGUCCACAAGUGGGGACAGUGGAAAGAACACCAGCUUCAGAGUCAGUUCAGACCUGCGUCUGCGACAGAGCUGACAUCUUGAGCAACUCCUUCAGUCUGACAUGGCAGAAGAACCAGUGUGUCCCUCCACACAAAUACCCGAUGAUGAAGAUAGACAAAAAGAAGAUAAUAUCCGUUGCUUAAAUAUGCUUGGCCAUUUUGGUUUCGAUUGUUUGGCUCAUCAGCUGGUGGACAAAUCUGUUCAACAAGGAUUCUUUUUUAAUAUUCUCUGUGUGGGGGAAACUGGAAUUGGAAAAUCAACCUUGAUUGACACACUGUUCAAUACUAAUUUGAAAGACAAAAAAUCUUCACAUUUUUACUCAAGUGUUGGACUUAAAAUUCAGACAUAUGAACUCCAGGAAAACAAUGUUCAGUUGAAAUUAACUGUUGUGAAAACGGUGGGCUAUGGUGAUCAAAUAAACAAGGAAGCCAGCUACCAGCCAAUUGUUGACUACCUAGAUGCUCAAUUUGAGUCCUAUCUUCAAGAAGAGUUGAAAAUUAAACGUUCCUUAGGUGACUACCAUGAUUCCCGCGUCCAUGUGUGCCUUUACUUCAUUUCACCUACAGGACAUUCUCUGAAGUCUCUUGAUAUAUUAACCAUGAAGAACAUUGACAGCAAGGUGAACAUUAUACCAGUGAUUGCCAAAGCAGAUGCAAUUUCUAAAAGUGAUUUACAGACAUUUAAGUGUGAGAUAAUGAAUGAAUUGAUUAAUAAUGGCAUCCAGAUAUAUCAGUUCCCAACAGAUGAUGAAACUACCACUCACACGAACUCCUCAAUGAAUGGCCUCUUACCUUUUGCUGUAGUAGGAAGUACGGAUGAAGUGAAAGUUGGAAAAAGGACAGUCAGAGGACGUCAGUACCCCUGGGGAAUUUUACAAGUGGAAAAUGAAAACCACUGUGACUUUGUUAAGCUCCGGGAUAUGCUUCUUUGUACAAAUAUGGAAGACUUGAAAGAACAGACUCAUACUCGGCACUAUGAACGUUACAGGCGCAACAGACUUCACAUAAUGGGAUUUACUGAUAUGGGUCCAAACAACCAGCCAGUUAGUUUUCAAGAGAUCUAUGAAGCCAAAAGGCAGGAGCUCUUGGAGCAAUGUCAGAGCGAAGAAGAAGAGUUGAAACAGAAGUUUAUGCAGCGAGUAAAGGAGAAAGAAACAGCAUUUAAAGAAGCUGAAAAAGAGCUACAGGACAAGUUUGAACAUCUUAAGAAGAUCCAACAAGAGGAGACAAUGAGACUUGAGGAAGAGAGGAGACAACUGGAAGAAGAAAUCCUAGCAUUUUAUAAAAUGAAGGCCUCCUCUGGAACCUUGCAGGGUCAGGUGUGCACCAGUAUAAAGAAGGACAAAGAGCGUAAGAAAUAAUCCUUUACCAUUCUGUGUGUUGUAGAGCCCUUUCACUCUCUCUCUCAUCUUCCUGGGAGAUUUUCCUCAUAGCACUUAAUUCUGAUUGAAAUUAUGCUGUUUUAAAAUUUGUUUACUUGCUGUGCAUUUUUUCCUGCUAGCGGGUGAGCUCCUUGAGAGCACGUACCUUGAUCAUUUUGUUAGAUGCUCUAUCGUCAGGGUUUAGAACAAGAGUAGCACAGAAUUGGCACUCAAUAAAUAUUUGCUAAAAUGAAAGAAGAUCAAAGAUUUAUGCACCACAGUGUAAAAGUGUUGAUUAGCUGUGGAAAUUCUUUUACCAUAGCCCAACCUAUGACUCUGAUGACCAAGUAUAUGUAUUAUUUCAUAUCUAAAUAGAAGUAGGGGAUUUGUUGGCAUGCAGUAUUGCAAAAAGCUAAUCCUUAUGCUCAUGUUCCUUAUAAAAUUCUACUGAUAAUAAUUUCUUGAUAGUUUCUAUUAAGUAAAAUGCUGUUUCUGAUUGUAACUCUUAUACUUUUAUGUUAGACCUUGUAAAACUAAUAUUGGAAUAAAACUUCAGAAGUGAAAGAGAGUAGAGAAAAAUGGGAAACCAUGAGUAACAUUUGGAUUAUAAUAUUAUGCCUUACAUACUAACAUUUACUUAAAACUAGUUACCAAGGUUUUAGAAAAUAAAGUAGAUUUUUUUUUAACUAUUUCAAAAGUUUCCUUCUGACUAU
Molecule: messenger RNA, 2368 nt
Organism: Dama dama (fallow deer)
Lineage: Eukaryota; Metazoa; Chordata; Mammalia; Artiodactyla; Cervidae
Gene: SEPTIN14
Product: septin 14
Exons: 12
Coding region: 357-1655 (432 amino acids)
Biological process (GO): cytoskeleton-dependent cytokinesis
Cellular component (GO): septin ring; cell division site; microtubule cytoskeleton
Molecular function (GO): molecular adaptor activity; GTPase activity; GTP binding
Source: RefSeq, a predicted model, not a curated record